CGGGGCCGGGGUGCGCGAGGGGGCGGCUACCGGCCUGGGUGAAGCGGCGGUGCCUCGGUGACCAGCUAGGGGGCUCGAAGCGCCCCGGGGGUCGGAGUCCGGGCCCGCCCCACUCCGGACGCUUCCUCCCUCCUCACCUCCUCUGCCAUCCCGUUCGAGGCCUGGUCGGCGGCUCGCGGGACAACGACAGCCCCGCGACCGCACUGCGCAGGCGUCGCCUCCCGCCUGGAGCCCGGGAGGGGCCUCAACUGACUUGGAUUUCCUUGAGUUCGGUGUCUAGGGAGCCAAGUGUUGGGCUGUGGAAGGUAGAUGAAUGCUCCAGGGAUAGAGACCUGUAUCAGGGUGCCAUGGAGAUGGAGAGCGCAGCGGCCUCCACACGUUUCCACCAGCCUCACAUGGAGAGGAAGAUGAGUGCGAUGGCCUGUGAGAUCUUCAACGAGCUUAGACUAGAGGGCAAGCUCUGCGACGUGGUCAUCAAGGUCAAUGGCUUUGAGUUCAGUGCCCAUAAGAACAUCCUCUGUAGCUGCAGUUCCUACUUUAGAGCUUUGUUUACAAGUGGCUGGAACAACACUGAAAAGAAGGUAUACAACAUCCCUGGCAUUUCUCCCGACAUGAUGAAGCUAAUCAUUGAGUAUGCAUACACCCGGACCGUGCCUAUCACACCGGACAAUGUGGAGAAACUGCUUGCUGCUGCAGACCAGUUUAACAUCAUGGGUAUCGUCAGGGGUUGCUGCGAGUUCCUCAAGUCAGAGCUGUGCUUGGAUAAUUGUAUCGGCAUCUGUAAGUUCACGGACUACUACUACUGUCCUGAGCUGAGGCAGAAGGCCUACAUGUUCAUACUGCACAACUUUGAGGAGAUGGUGAAAGUCUCGGCAGAAUUUUUAGAGCUCUCGGUCACUGAACUUAAGGAUAUCAUUGAGAAAGAUGAGCUCAAUGUCAAACAGGAAGAUGCUGUAUUUGAGGCCAUUUUAAAGUGGAUUUCUCAUGACCCCCAAAAUAGAAAGCAGCACAUUUCAAUUUUGCUUCCUAAGGUUCGCCUGGCCCUAAUGCAUGCUGAGUACUUCAUGAACAAUGUUAAGAUGAAUGACUAUGUCAAAGACAGUGAGGAAUGCAAACCAGUCAUCAUUAAUGCCCUAAAGGCCAUGUAUGACCUCAACAUGAAUGGACCCUCUAGUUCUGAUUUCACCAACCCACUCACCAGACCCCGCUUGCCCUAUGCCAUCCUCUUUGCAAUUGGUGGCUGGAGUGGUGGGAGCCCCACCAAUGCCAUUGAGGCAUAUGACGCUCGGGCAGACAGAUGGGUGAAUGUUACUUGUGAGGAAGAGAGUCCCCGUGCCUACCAUGGGGCAGCCUAUUUGAAAGGCUAUGUGUAUAUCAUUGGGGGGUUUGAUAGUGUAGACUAUUUCAAUAGUGUUAAGCGUUUUGACCCAGUCAAGAAAACUUGGCAUCAGGUGGCCCCGAUGCACUCCAGACGUUGCUAUGUCAGUGUGACAGUCCUCGGCAAUUUUAUUUAUGCCAUGGGAGGAUUUGAUGGCUACGUGCGUCUAAACACUGCUGAACGUUAUGAGCCAGAGACCAAUCAAUGGACACUCAUCGCCCCCAUGCACGAACAGAGGAGUGAUGCAAGCGCCACAACACUUUAUGGGAAGGUCUACAUAUGUGGUGGGUUUAAUGGAAACGAGUGCCUGUUCACAGCAGAAGUGUAUAACACUGAAAGUAAUCAGUGGACAGUCAUAGCACCCAUGAGAAGCAGGAGGAGUGGAAUAGGCGUGAUUGCUUAUGGAGAACAUGUAUAUGCGGUAGGUGGCUUUGAUGGAGCUAAUCGACUUAGGAGUGCUGAAGCCUACAGCCCUGUGGCUAACACUUGGCGCACAAUCCCCACUAUGUUUAAUCCUCGUAGCAAUUUUGGCAUCGAGGUGGUGGAUGACCUCUUGUUUGUGGUGGGUGGCUUUAAUGGUUUUACCACCACCUUUAAUGUUGAGUGCUAUGAUGAAAAGACCGAUGAGUGGUAUGAUGCUCAUGACAUGAGUAUAUACCGCAGUGCUCUGAGCUGCUGUGUAGUACCAGGGCUGGCCAAUGUUGAGGAAUAUGCAGCUAGACGGGACAACUUCCCAGGAUUAGCACUGCGAGAUGAAGUAAAAUAUUCUGCUUCGACAAGUACCCUACCUGUAUGAGCCUCUUCAUUUAGCUAAUAAAAAGUCUAAGCAAUAAGAA
Molecule: messenger RNA, 2214 nt
Organism: Pan troglodytes (chimpanzee)
Lineage: Eukaryota; Metazoa; Chordata; Mammalia; Primates; Hominidae
Gene: KLHL10
Product: kelch like family member 10
Exons: 7
Coding region: 348-2174 (608 amino acids)
Molecular function (GO): protein binding
Source: RefSeq, a predicted model, not a curated record